Messenger RNA from Plasmodium inui San Antonio 1, 1167 nucleotides. RefSeq lists its product as hypothetical. NCBI's taxonomy places the organism in Eukaryota, Apicomplexa, Aconoidasida, Haemosporida, Plasmodiidae. The transcript has 2 exons. The record is from RefSeq and is a predicted model, not a curated record. The coding region runs from base 1 to 1167 and encodes 388 amino acids.
AUGACAAUAAGUAUUCCUGCCUAUAUGGGAAGCCUAUGGGACCUGAUUACAAGAAGCGAGGCAGAACUAUCAGGCCCCGGCGGCGGGGCUCGUCUAUUAGAUUUAAAGGUGCAGAAGAAAGGAGGCGAAAUAAUAGGGGAAUGGCACCCCAGUGAGUCAAAAGAGAAGCAGGCAGCCGUAGGAUAUCAGCAGCAUCAAUUUGCUACUAAUAUCUGUGGAGGUCUGGAAAUCUGGGGAAGCAAUUUAACAGAGGAUGAGAGUGGAAAUCUGUCAGACUUCAGGUCCGGAUGUUCCCCCAAAGCUACAGGGAGAGCAGUCAGCGGGAACCUCCUCGCCGCCUGCAGCCGCAAGGGGGAGAGCUGGAAGUGGGAUACAUAUAACAGGACGAGACAAUUACAUUACCAGCAAACCCAAGAGAGACAGCUGGCCACUUGUAUUGAUCUCAUAAGUAUAAUAAUUCACGCCUUUGAAAUGAAAGCCUACACCGGAACCACAGGGAGCGUCGACGUUCCAGCGGACGCAUGUGAUAGAGUGUAUACCUUAUUAAAGUUAUGGGGUGGUACAAGAGUUGCACAACAGAUAAUGCAGGAUUGGUUUAUCCAUAAUCCUAAUCUUCAGUUGGGACGAGGCGCCCAAUUAAAUAUAGGAGGUGCUCUAUAUGUCAAGAUAGCCGAGUUUCUAGGACAUGAAGCGCGCGACUACCCAGCCAAGAUAUGCCGAAGCGUAAGGGGAAAACCCGCCCAGGGGACCCUGCAACAGUCAGAGCAUUAUACUCUCGGGGACUAUGGGGAAGAGACGAUUAAUGAGGGAAUGAGCGAAGAAGAAAAGGAACAGAAAGAAGAAGGAGAAAGGCACAGUGGAGGCAGCCACAGUCAGCAGUCGUCGAAGGAGAUGAGUGCCAGAGAUACGUCACAGGAAAAAACCCACCUAGAUGCCCAGGAGGAAUCAGAAGAAUUGUUCUCUUCGAUGGGAGGAAAAAUUAUAGGGGGACUCAUGGGAGCAGGGUCGAUGGCAUUGAUGGCACUGUAUGGGAUGAGAAGGGUAUACAAGAGGUCCGGCAGGUCCAAAUGCAGAGUAGGAGGAACCAAAUCAUCAGGGGGGAGCCAUAUAUGGGACCAGGGGGGACUACCAGGGCGAGUGGCGUAUACUGGGGCCCCCCGGGAAUGA